Messenger RNA from Daktulosphaira vitifoliae (grape phylloxera), 2630 nucleotides. Its product is annotated as probable cyclin-dependent serine/threonine-protein kinase DDB_G0292550. The transcript is spliced from 2 exons. The record is from RefSeq and is a predicted model, not a curated record. The coding region runs from base 100 to 2421 and encodes 773 amino acids. NCBI's taxonomy places the organism in Eukaryota, Metazoa, Arthropoda, Insecta, Hemiptera, Phylloxeridae.
GGGAAAUCUUCGACCAUAGUAAUCGAAAACGUGCAGUUAAACGCUGAUAGGCAAAGUGUUAGGUACCUACUAAAAGACUACAGGAUUGCCUAGAAAUUUAUGAAAUUUUUUUUGUCAUUUUCAAAUGAAAUGGCAUACACUUUGUUUUUACCAGCCAAAUAUAACAAUCGGUUCUUGUCGUUAUACCUAUUAAUGAUUUUCACAGUGAUCGCGUUAGUGUUUGCUGAUUAUUCCGUUGCUACGGCUAUUUUCAAAGGAACUCAUGUUCGACGUAAAAGAACUGUGCCCGACUUUGUCGAAGACUUCAUGAACAGUGUAUACUUUGAUUUUCAAGAUCCAUUACCGUUACCAUCUACAGUAAUCGCCAGGAUAACACACAUGCCAACUACGAAUAGAAUAAGAUAUAUUCCCAUGGAAAAAAUAAAAUUAACUAAAAUGCGUGCUCGAAAGUUAGCUACACCAAGUAUGAAGUUCAAGUAUCCCAAGAAAUAUCCUCUUAAAGAAGAUGAUUUUACAGCUUCGUUAUCGAAUAACAAUUUGCCGUGGACUUUACAUCCAUUGCCACCGCCAUUGACAACGGUUAAAUCUAGUUUAAUAGAUGCACAUAAAAACGUACCAUGGGCUUUGAACCCGCUGCCUCCUCCAGUAAAAACUAAAUCCUAUAGCGAUUACUAUUGGUCAAAUAUGAAAAAAACACCAGUCAAAUUUAAACGCAAGUAUAGACCAAUGAAGCCUAUUCAUGUCGUGGAACACAAACCAUUUGGUUCAAAAUCUAUAAACUAUAAGCCUACAGAAUUAAAAUCAAGCGAUAUUAUAAAAACAAUUAAUUUCAAAUCUAAUAAACUAAAUAACGAGAAACUGAAAUCAGAUAAGUUGACGGGGAUUGAUUACAAAUCAGAAUUAAAUCAAAAAUAUAGUGAAGAGGAUCCAAUUAAAGAUUAUUUUAAUAAUCACGAUCAACGAAAUAUUCAUGAUGAACAACGACAAAGCGAAUCUUCAUCUACAGAAAACUUUUUACCAUCAAAAGCACCUAGUUAUAUGACUACGCAUAUUACUAUCGAACCGUCAAUUGAAAUUGCAUCUUUUUCUGAAACUGAAUUGCAAGGUGACAGCACUUCUAGUAACGCAGUAUCUUAUGAUGAUAGUCAACACCGAUGUCAUUGUAUUCUUAAUGGACAUAGACACAAACGGCAGACAGAAAUAAGCAAUUUAAAUAUUAAUGACAAUGGAACAACUAUUGAUUGGCGUGGUGAUACCAGAGUGGAACGUUCUCAUGAUCACUACUCUUCGGUAGGACACGCGACAGAAAUUGAAGUUCAAAAGUCUCAAGAUAUAAGCGAUCAACCAAUUGUUAAUGGAAGUCCUAUAAAUUACGAACAACAUGUUCGCGAAAUGAAUAUAGCGACAAUGUUAAAGAACGAUAAAGUACCUUCAGAGUCUAUUAACCAUAAACAGGAAAUUAUAGAUAAUAUACACAGCAUUAAAGAUAGUGACAAAUUUAAGAUUAACUAUGGAAUCGAUCUCAAUAACUUGGACGAGUCUAGGUCGUCGAGAAUAUCAGCAAAUAAGGGAGAAAUUUCCUUAAAAUUAAACGACGAGAACACGAGUGGUAAACUUCGUAGUACUGAAAUUGGUUCUAAUCCCAAUAAAGAAAGACGUUUUCAAUUAACAAAAAGUAAAAUUGAAAAUUCGGAUAAGGGGGUAGCGUUUAGCAUACAAACUCCAUUUUCAGUAGCGAGUUUUGCUUCCAAUAUAAGAUAUCCGCUUUCAGAAGGACAUCAAUCUCAAUUCAAGUAUACAAAUGAAGAAUCUCCACAGUCAAUGUUUCACACAGAUUUAUCGGAACCACUUGACUUUGAACAAUUUGGCUUAAAAUCUGCCGUAGGUGAAGACAAACAAUCUAAUUCAGGGCAAUAUUUAACAGAAUUCUCUAAAAGUUUUGGAGAUAUGCCCUUUUAUACUAACACGGGUCAAUUAAUUUUGGAUAUGACACAUAAUUCCCAAGAUAAAACAUUAAAUUCUAGACGAACCGAGCCUCAUUUUUCUCUUAAUUUUGAAAAAAACCAUGAAAGAUCAAAUUUAUUUCGUUACAACACACCAAUAUAUUCAAACAGGCCGCUAAGCCGACUGACUAAAAUUCGAGAUGAGGCAGAUAAAUCAUAUUUAGAGUACUUCCAACCAGUAAUAAUUGAUUUCGAAAAAUCUGACAAAACCAAAUCUAAAUUGUUUGGACAGAACAGUAAUAAUAAUAACAAUAAUAAUAAUUUUAAUUAUUUCGAAAAAUCUGAUUCGUCAAUGUUUCCGAGAUUUAAAAAAAAUGAUAAUCCGGAUUCUCUCCGCUUACCCGGACGCUUACACGAAUUCAAUGAACAUUUAACAAGAAAAAUGAUACUUCACCCGUCAACGUUUGACAUCGACUAAAAUAAUGAUAAAAAUAGUUAUUCCAUAAUGUUUCUAUACAAAGUUGAAAUUAAGAUCAUGAAAUAAUUAAGAACUAUUAUUCUCAUAUACUCCUCAUCGUAAGUCAACUAUUAUUUCACACAAAAAAAAGAUUUGUAAAAGAAAUUAAUUUUACAAAAUAAUUCUUCAACGGCAAAAUGGUUUUAUCUAUACUAAGUAUGAUAUUUCUG